CAAGAUAAGAGUUGUGUGAAAAUGGGUUCAAACGAGGAGCACUAUGUUUACGCAAUGCAACUAGUUAGCUCCUCAACAUUGACCAUGGUGUUGAUGAAUGUGAUAAAACUCAAGGUCCUAGAGGCUAUAGCCGAGGCAGGACCGGAUGCCAGACUCACGGCUCAUGAGAUUGUGUCUCGUUUAAAGAUCUCUAACCAAGACGCCCCAGACAUGGUUGACCGAAUGCUUCGUUUGCUUGCGAGUUAUUCAAUAGUCACUUGCACCAAAGGGGUCCAUGAAUCAAGGCCGGUUCGAGUGUAUGGACUCACACCCGUUGCCAGAUACUUCAUCCCGGAUGAGGACGGAGCGUCCUUAGGUACAUUGUUGGAGCUUGGUCAAGACAAGGCUGUAGCUGACGAUUGGAUUAAGCUUAAAGAUUCAGUAAUUGAAGGAGGUGUUCCAUUUGAAAGAAAUAAUGGAGCAACCACAUUUGAAUUUGGGGCCUUAGAUGCAAGGUUCGACAAUGUAUUCAACAAUGCCAUGUUGAAUCAUACUACUAUUGUGAUGAAGAGAAUUCUUGAGUGCUACGACGGUUUCGAUGGUCUUAAACGUGUGGUCGACGUCGGAGGUGGUCUAGGCGCCACUAUCAACAUGAUUGUAUCGAAACAUCCCACCAUUAAGGGGAUUAAUUUUGAUUUGCCACAUGUGACUCGACAUGCACCUUUGUAUCCGGGUGUAGAACAUGUUGGAGGGGAUAUGUUUCAAAAAGUACCGCAAGGGGAUGCCGUUUUCAUGAAAUGGAUUUUACAUGAUUGGAGCGAUGACGAUUGUGUAAAGUUGCUAAAGAAUUGCUAUAAGGCUUUACCGGUUGAUGGAAAGGUUAUUAUAGUAGAGGCGAUUCUUCCUUUUGUGCCGGACACAAGCUCCUCGGUUAAAGUUAGCACCCAAUUGGAUGUGGUCAUGAUGACACACUAUCAUGGAGGAAAGGAACGCACGGAAGAUGAGUUUCUAGCAUUAGCUACCGGUGCUGGAUUCACGGGGAUUAGAAAGAAAUGUUUCGCUUGCAAUUUUUGGGUCAUGGAAUUUUAUAAAUAGAAAUAUAUAUUGUAU
This is a messenger RNA of Helianthus annuus (common sunflower), 1089 nucleotides long. Its product is annotated as caffeic acid 3-O-methyltransferase. Bases 22 to 1074 code for a protein of 350 amino acids. NCBI's taxonomy places the organism in Eukaryota, Viridiplantae, Streptophyta, Magnoliopsida, Asterales, Asteraceae. The transcript has 4 exons. The record is from RefSeq and is a predicted model, not a curated record. Gene Ontology annotation, biological process: methylation. Gene Ontology annotation, molecular function: S-adenosylmethionine-dependent methyltransferase activity; O-methyltransferase activity; protein dimerization activity.